Molecule: messenger RNA, 534 nt
Organism: Candidula unifasciata
Lineage: Eukaryota; Metazoa; Mollusca; Gastropoda; Stylommatophora; Geomitridae
Source: the annotation of a GenBank genome assembly
AUGGAGACACAGUCAGUCUCCCAGACAAUACACAGUAUCACAAUCCCAUGUUUAACAACCCGAAUCUUUAGUGAAAGUCAAAUCCCUAAGAAGAGAAACUGGUCACGUGACUUCCUCCACAGGUGUGGGAACACAGAUCAUUGGGCAAAGCUCAAAGUUCGGGCAAACUCAAUCAAAUCAGCGGAUGUGACCAAACGCUCUUCAUUGUCGGAGUUUGGGCCAGAGAAGAACCCAAACAAGAAUGUUCUCGAACCAAACAGACACGCCAGUGCCCCAAGUACAGCACAACACCCAUUACUCAACUAUAGGCGCUCUUUGGACCAACAGAUCAAUGCAUUCACAGAUGACCAUUUGUUCGUUGUUGUUCCUAAAUCUGGCAUACAGAAACACUGGCUCAACAACUGCUACCAGCAACGUGCACGAGAAGGCUUUAGGUACUGGCUUAUCAACAGACCUCUGCCGACAUCAUAUGGGAAAUAUGGGUUUGGUUCUUACAAAAUGUUUCUAGGGCUUGGGAUGGCACCGAGGACAUGA